This is a messenger RNA of Syngnathus acus (greater pipefish), 855 nucleotides long. It is a transcript of the gene cdc26, whose product is annotated as cell division cycle 26 homolog. Gene Ontology annotation, cellular component: anaphase-promoting complex. The coding region runs from base 225 to 512 and encodes 95 amino acids. Gene Ontology annotation, biological process: regulation of mitotic cell cycle; anaphase-promoting complex-dependent catabolic process; protein K11-linked ubiquitination. The record is from RefSeq and is a predicted model, not a curated record. NCBI's taxonomy places the organism in Eukaryota, Metazoa, Chordata, Actinopteri, Syngnathiformes, Syngnathidae. The transcript has 4 exons.
CGUUUUCUUCUAUCUUGUAGCCGUGGAGGGCAGUAUUACGCCGCGUUACGGCUGCACUGCGGAAAAUCUGACGGAAGAAGAAGACGUUGCGCUUCCUGUUGGCGCUGCUACAGCAACGAAAAACGACAACAUUUCAAGCCGCAAAAGACUACAAAACUCAUUUCGGCGAGGACACAACGCAACUUGGAAUCAAUUGACAGCACGUAAAGCAAGCUUACGGAAAGAUGUUGAGGAGAAAACCAACUCGUCUGGAGCUUAAGAUCGAUGACACGGACGAGUUUGAGAGCAUCAAGAAAGAGCUCGAGGCACGGAAACGGCAACGAGAAGAGGUGGAGUCGGGAGCUGGAGUGGGCGGGGACUCUGUGGGCAGCACCGACGUCAUUGGGGGAGAAACCCCGCCCACCUGUACCGCUGCGUCGAGGGCGGAGCUUAUCAACGAGCGAAUUGGCUACAAACCGCACCCCAAAGCCACCACCCUGCCCACCCUCUUUGGAAGUUUACAAUUUUCAUAAAUUCACUUGUUGCAAUUAGUGGAUGUACUUUUGGUUUUUGUAAGCCAUUAUCUUUUGGGAGCUGCUUCCGUAAUUGAACUACAGCCACCAGCCACCCCGCACCGCACCGCGAUCAACACGCAAAGGUUUGAUUUGCAUCCUAAUUGCAGCAAUUGCUUUAUAAAAGCUUUCAUUAGUCAGUGGGACUGGCAAUGUACAGAAAGGCGGCAGCGGGUGGCGAUAAAAAAGAUCCACUCCAUCCUCUCAAGACUCAUCACAUCAAUAAAUAACAUGGUUACUGAUUGUCUUUUCAAAGUUUUUUAAGAUUUGCUGAGAAACAAAAAGAAUAAAUACAAAUAAAAAG